Molecule: messenger RNA, 2373 nt
Organism: Theobroma cacao (cacao)
Lineage: Eukaryota; Viridiplantae; Streptophyta; Magnoliopsida; Malvales; Malvaceae
Source: RefSeq, a predicted model, not a curated record
ACUUCUCUCUCGUUUGUCGUCAAAAGAAAACAACAAUGGGGAAUGCUGACCAGAAGCCGACGCCUGGUAAGAAGCGGUCUUGCGACCCAACAGGCCGUUGCAUGUUAUGCAAAACCUGGCCAGACGAGGAAGAUAUAAUCGAUUGCAUCAUCUGCAAAACCCCUUGGCACCUGACUUGCCUCAUUGCCGUUCGUGAAUCCCUUGCCUUGGAGGAUAUUGGCAUGGGGUGCCCUGAUUGCGACGACAACAACAACCCCACUAAAGAAGAACUAGCCGUCGUCGUCGACGAAGCCACCGUGACUGGUGGUGCUUCUUCUUCUUCCGGUGACACUAUAGUUGCUCAGAUUAUGGCGAUCCAGGCUGACGGGUCGCUGACGGAGGAGGAGAAAGCGAGGAAGAGGCAGGAGUUGCUUAGCGGGAGAGUUGCUGGACCGGAGAAAGAGAAUGGUGGAAAAAAUAAGGGUAAGGGGAAAGAGAAGAUGGUCGAGGGUAAAUGUGACGCGUUGGAGGUCUCUGAUGAGAGCUUCAACUGCUCCAUUUGCUUAAAGAUGCUUGACAGACCUGUUUCGACGCCAUGCGGGCACAAUUUCUGCCUGAAAUGUUUCCAGAGUUCGACUCGACGACAAAGGAACAGCACUUGUCCCUUAUGCCGUAACCCAAUACCUGCCGCAAUGGCAAGUCAACCUCGCAUCAACCUUAUGCUAGUGUUUGCCAUUCGAAAGGCAAAGAUGUUGAGCUCGAAUGCUUCUGACAUGGCUUCAAGGGUUUAUGAAUAUGUACGCAAUCAAGAUAGGCCGGACAAGGCGUACACUACGGAGCGGGCUAAGAAGAGCGGGAAGGCUAAUGCUGCCAGUGGCAGGAUAUUUGUCACUGUGCCAACAGAUCAUUUCGGUCCUAUUCUGGCUGAAAAUGAUCCAGAGAGGAACCGAGGGGUGCUGGUUGGAGACACUUGGGCAGAUAGGUUAGAAUGCCGGCAGUGGGGUGCUCACUUUCCUCCAAUUAAAGGCAUUGCAGGCCAACAAGAUCACGGUGCACAGUCAGUCAUACUCUCUGGAGGUUACGAAGAUGACGAGGACCAUGGAGAGUGGUUCCUUUACACAGGAAGUGGGGGAAGAGACCUGAGUGGGAACAAAAGGACUAAUAAGGACCAAUCUUUUGAUCAAGAGUUUAAGAGUGGGAAUGAGUCUCUUCGUCUCAGUUGCAAAAAUGGUUACCCUAUCAGAGUUAUCAGGUCUUUUAAAGACAAGCAUUCUUCAUAUGCUCCUGAAAAAGGCCUACGUUAUGAUGGAAUUUACAGAGUUGAAAAAUGCUGGUUGAAUGUUGGAGUUCAGGGUUUCAAGGUUUGUCGAUAUUUAUUUGUUAGAUGUGACAAUGAUCCUGCCCCAUGGACCAGUGAUGUGCAUGGGGAUUGUCCUAGACCUUUGCCAGUCAUUGAAGAGCUGAAAAAGGCAUCGAAUGUAACGGAGAGAAAGGAAAGCCCAUCAUGGGACUAUGAUGAGGCUGAUGGUUGCUGGAAGUGGAUUAAACCACCACCUAUCAGCAAGCAAAAAGAAAAUACUGGUAAUUCUGUUGGCAGGAAGAGGUCAAGGAUAAUAGUUAAGCAAGCACAGAGUGCAGCUGCUAAAAAGAGGCUUCAAAAACAAUAUGGUUGCCCCAUCUGUAAGGAAGUGCUGGAAAUGCCAGUAACAACACCAUGCGGUCAUAAUUUUUGCAAGUCUUGUCUAGAAGGUGUAUUUGCUGGCCAUUCACUUGUAAGAGAGAGAAAUGCAGGCGGACGACCACUGCGGUCAAAAAGAAAUGUCUUGAAGUGCCCUUCUUGCCCAAGUGAUUUAUCUGAAUAUUUGAACAACUUAAAGGUAAACAUAGAGCUCAAGAACCUGAUUGCCAAGCAGAUUGGAGAGAACGAGAAUUCUGCUGAGGAACCCCGUGAGAAUGGAACCGCUUGUGCACAGGAAGAUCUGUCAGGGAGCAGUGAUAUUCAUGAAGAAAACUCUGAAGAAGCAGAUGUGGAUGGUGGUUAACAGGAGCCUGAAAUGGAGCUCAAACCCAAAAAGCCUCGCAAGCAAAAGAAAGUUGAUGCUGUGAGAAAAUGAAACACCAUCAGCACCAGGAUGACAAUAAAAUACUCUUUUCCAAACUGAUCUGAUAUAUAUAUAUAUUCCAGUACUGAAGAAGUUUCAGUUCUUAGUACUCAAUUGUUUACAUCUUUCAAUUGGGGUUUGCUUUCGGAUGCUUGUAAAUUGUGCUCAGGAAUGAUUGCACAUCUUUAAGACUGUAUGGAUGUGGAAUGAAAACACUCUCCAUUGCAGCAUAAUACAUUAAGCUUCCCUGUUUGUAUCAAUUUUAAGCUCUAUAUAUUCAACUUGAUUGUCA